AUGUUUUCCUAUCUGCGACCUCACAAACGCGGAUCAACGCCAUCCUCCCCUGCGGAGCAACCACAUUCUUCCUUCGAACCUCCCUUGCGCCUUGACGACCAUGGGCAUCCUCAACGAUGGCAAGAUGUCAGUUCCCCAGAAUCUACAACUACGUCAUCCCCACCAUUCCUCCCUCCCAUUCAGCGCGUAUCGACCGCUGGGCAUGAGCCAGAGCUGCUCGGUGAUCCCAGAUUGAGAGUCUACGAGGGGGUUUCAAGGACACACAAUUGGGACAACUCCCAAGGGAACACACGCUCGCGAGAUACGUUCACACACAGCAAUCACCAGAGAAUACCAUUCGGGGGACAACAACGACCAGAGUCGGCAGGAAAUGUUGCUCCCUCAAAUUAUACGGCCUCGCAAUAUGGAAGAGCACCGACUGCGAUGAACCAUGAAUUCAUCUCCAGCCAGAAGUCCCCCGAGUCAGCCCAUAGUUUUGGCACAUCUUCGGAUAUACAAGAGCGAGGGAGGGAAACAGGCAGACGACCGACAGGCGCAAGGCUUCCAACUCCUCCGCCUACGGUUGCGAACACCACAUCGAGAUUCGAGCCGGCCCAGCAGAAAUCGGGAAAGACAAGACUCAAUCUGCUCAAUCCAAUGUCACUUCUUGCUCGGAGGAGGACGUCAAACAUAGUGCCACAACUUUCCGUGGCUGCGGAUAGAGCAGGGCAGACCCCAAAUGUUGAUUUUCGGAUAAAAGGCACAGUUGUUCACGAUUUCAGCGCCCCUCGACAGAGAAGGAAUGUUUCAUACAAUGAUGUACGCGCAGAAGAAGCCGGUUUUUCUAGGCAGCGAAGUCCCAAUCCUCAACACACAGACACGGAAGAUAAUGCUACUAGUCCAUGGAGUGGAGGAAAUCAUACACCAGUAUUUACGGAGAAUUUCGAAGAAGAGCAAUACCCAGCUGCUGGACCACAUGUUCGAAAAGCAAGUGAUCUGACAGAUUUACCGCUACCGAUGCCUCCAUAUGCCAAAGGCGCGUCGAGACCGAUUGAGCCAAAUACAACGUCAAAAGGCAAUGAGGUGCCACAGAAGCAAGUACAGGCCCAGAGACAGACAAGUGCACGGAAACAAGUUCCUCCCUCUCGUGCGCCGCCUGUACCUCCGAUACCAGAUGCACCUGUUGAGCAAAGAAGGAUCUCGAUAGACCCCGCUGUAGGAUCACCAAAAUAUAAUUCAUCCGCAAGGAAAGGGCGGCCUCGCAAUCUCUCAGAAGUAUCAGCUAAAGAUGCAGCUAUCCCGAAACAUAUGAAGAGCACAUCUUCGCGUUUCAGCUUCGAUAUGAUUGGUGCUGCCGAGCAAGAAAGGCUACUAGAAGAUAGGCAUCGUCAGCGCGCUCUGGAAAAGAAAGCUGAGGAUAAUGAUGCGGAUGAUGGUGGGGAGUUUGACGAUUUUGAUUAUGAUAAUAUGAUGGAUGAUGAUGGGUUGGAGGAAAGGAUACCGGGUGUAAAUGCUGAUCUAGAGGAUGAUAUGGAUGAGUAUGAGGAGCCGAUUCCGGAAAUCAAUUAUGAUUUCGAAGAGGAACUUGAAGAAUCAAUUCCCAUGACCAAUGUGGAUGUCGAGGAAUUUGAGGAUCCAAUUCCGGAGGUUGACCCUGAUAUGGAGGAAGAGCUUCAAGAGCCCACUCCUGGAGCAACUGCAGAAGGCUUGCCAGAGGACAAUGAUCGUCUCGGGGGUUUUACUUUCCAGCUGCCUUUAGCUCCUCCAUUGAGUCCACACAGCCCUGGCAUGGUGGAAACUCCACGUGAUGUGAAUGGCGAAGUUAUUGGGUUUGCCAUGACGAAGAAUUCGCCGCAGAUUCCAGGCACUCUUAACCAGGUCUCGACGAUGUCGACGAUAUCACCUGUCUCUUCAGCAUAUGGCAAUGUAGUUACCGCGGACGACAGAGUGCACGGCUUAGGACUCCAGGGGCUCGACACCCAAAAGGAGGGGAACGAGAUCACUUCGCCUGUUCUUGAACUGGACUCGGACUUUCCCGAGGCGUUAGGAAUCGACGACGAUGAUCUAUAUUUUGACGACGGUAUUAUUACUGGGACUGGGAAUGUGGGUGAUGCUAUUGAGUUUGAUGAAUCUGUUUUUGACAACAUCGACACCGAUCAGUAUGGGAGACCCCUGAAGCCAUUUUCAACGUUACCUACGCUCUAUGCACCUCCAACGCUCGCUCCAGAUACUUCACCACCCUUGAAAAAGAUUGACGAAAAUUCUGCAGUGGAUGAUAUGACUGAAAUUAUUUCGUCCGCUCUACCCCCUGCUGGAGGGUUGGCUCCCCAACCCUCAGUAUCGGAACGCGUCAAACCACAGCAGUCUAUCGCAUCAUUACCCACACACGGCCUGACUGAGAACAGCCUCGCCGCCUAUCAGUCAGCUCUAUCCGCAGCAGCAUUCGCAGCCGCCGCCAACGGAAAAUUCCGUCGUGAUAGCGCCGUAACAAACCCAACAUCUUCCGAACAAGGCGACCCGCACCCUGGCCUCGUAACAGACUCCAGCCACACCUCGCACUACGAGCCCUUCUCCCCAUCCUACGAAAUAGAAGAUGACUUCGACUACGACGAUGUCCUCGAUGAAGACGACAUUAUCGCGGCCGCUAACGCCGAAGCUCUCGCCAACGACUGCGAUGGAUUUUACGGCCAGGAAUUUGGCUUCUACUCGGCGCCCGCCGCACAAGAAGCCGAGUAUGCCAAUGGCGGUUAUUUCGGGCCGCGUGGCGUAGAGGGUAUCAAUCGUUCUCAGAGUGGUCGUGUCGUUUCCAGAGAGCCGAAUCUUACCCCUAUCACCGAGCGCAGCGAGUACUCGAAUCGCAACUCAUUCAUGUCGCUCAACAUGCAUGGACCCAGCUCGGUUACUAGCCCCGGUCUCGCGCAGCUGGCUGGUAUGAUGAGUGCGCAGGAAUUCGACGCAGGCGGUGAUAUGAGUCUCAAUGCCCUCCUCAAACUCCGCCGUGGGGCAUGGGGUGGCAGCCAGGCGUCGCUGCAUAGUAGCAAUGGCAGCCCCAAGAGCGCGGGUGGGCCAGAUGAUACGAGUCCUAGCGGCACACAUCCGCCUUGGGCUCAAGGAGGCGCUGUGGGAAAUCCUUCUUCAAACCAUAGAAGGAAAAACAGCGCGUUCAGCUUAGCAAGUGACACUGAGGAUUCUCCUCCGGGCAGUCCGACGCUUACGAUGAGUAUACCGACCCAGGCAGAGGAUGCUACGGGCAAAGAGAAUUUUAAGAAACAUAAACAUAGUGGGAGUACGGGGAGUAUCUCUUAUCUAAAAGAGGAGCAUCCCAUUACUGGAGAACGCUGGAUACUUGAGCGCAGAAGAACGGGCGAGGAUGGCGGGGUGGAAGUACUUGGGCGAGAGGUGGUGAAGGGCGGGAGGAUAUAA
This is a messenger RNA of Lachnellula hyalina, 3402 nucleotides long. RefSeq lists its product as uncharacterized. The transcript has a single exon. Lineage: Eukaryota; Fungi; Ascomycota; Leotiomycetes; Helotiales; Lachnaceae. The record is from RefSeq and is a predicted model, not a curated record. The coding region runs from base 1 to 3402 and encodes 1133 amino acids.